AUGUGCAAAGGAAUUAUCGGUCACUGCCAGUGCUUGCGCUGCAUCGACCACCCGGCGCCGGGCAAAAUCCAGCGCGUUGACUUUUGCGAGAAGAAAAAGCACGAGCUGGUCGGCAUCACCAGUUCUCUGACCGCUGCCGAAUGCCGGUUUUACCUUGCCCCUUGCGAGAAUCUGACUCUUGUCCGCAUCCGGGACCCUGAUGCCUGCCACUUCAAGGGCGGCGAGAAUGCUGUCGGCGGUCUGGAAAUCAAAUUCACUCCGAUCAAUGCCGCCGUCUCAAUUGCCAAAGCCGCUCUGUCGGCUCUGGCCGAGAACGAAGCCAACCACGCUCACGGCGCGGCCGCUGCUGUCGACGAUGGCGGCGACAACAUGGACCUUGACCGCGCUUCUUUCGGUGCUGGCAAGCACGAGGCGGACAUUGUCGGAAGAGACUCUGGCGAAAUGGAUAUUAACCCCGGCAAGACGAGCCAGCACGCCCAGAACACGGACAAUAACAUGGACGUCGACAGCCCUCUCGGCGCGUCCAAGGCCGACAAGCAGACCCCCGCCGGCUUCCCCCUGAACGCCGAGACCCCUGUGAAGCCUACCAGCACCAGCACUGUCGCUUCCGCCGACAACACCGGCACCGACGCUGGCACCCUCGCCCGCACCAGGCCGUUCAAGACUCCGAGCGGCCGCACCCCGCUGCCCACGAGCCGCCCUCCGCUCCCCCUCGCGCUGCAGAAGACCACGGGCGUGCCCGGUUCUCCGGCCGUCACCACUGCCGAGCGCGCGGGGGAGGAUGAGGGGGCCCGGUGGACGCACCAGGAGACGGUCAAGCUGCUGCUGCUGCGUUGCAAGGAGGUCGCGUUUGAACGCAUGGUCGAGUUCAUCCCGGGCCGUGAUGCGGCCGCCUGCAUGGAUCGCUUGGCGCAGAUUGCUGUCAGGCACGGGUACGAGGCGUACAUCUGA
Messenger RNA from Thermothelomyces thermophilus ATCC 42464, 951 nucleotides. RefSeq lists its product as uncharacterized. Lineage: Eukaryota; Fungi; Ascomycota; Sordariomycetes; Sordariales; Chaetomiaceae. The transcript is spliced from 2 exons. The record is from RefSeq and is a predicted model, not a curated record. Bases 1 to 951 code for a protein of 316 amino acids.